AUGCCUAAUGCGUUUUGCGUGUAUUUAAUAAGAAAUCAGCAUGCUUAUGAAUUUUUUUUUUUAUCAACAGGAGGUAUGGUCCGAGGUCAUGUGGCUUUGUGCAUAGCGACGCUCGCGACGUUUGUGCGGUCAGGCGCAGCGGGCAUUCUCGAAUGGGGACGAUCCAACCACAUAGAGGUCAACAUACCCUGGUUACCAUUUGAAAACGAAACAAGAUGUUACGACGAACUAGGGUGUUUAAAUAUCACCCGAGAUUGGUAUCAUCUUAUUUAUCGGCCGUUCAAUGUGUUUCCAUUAGCGAGGCAAGUCAUCGACACACGGUUUAUAUUGUACACGAGAAAAAAUCCAUUACAGGGUCAAAUGCUGAAAGUACAAUCGGAGAAAACAAUACAGAAGUCCAAUUUUGAUCCCAAAAAACCUACAAAAUUUAUUAUACACGGUUUUAUAGACACGCCUUUGAGCAAUUGGGUCAAGGAAAUGAGGAGAGAACUUCUGAAACAUUCUGAUUGGAAUGUAAUUGUAGUGGACUGGGCCGGCGGGUCGUUGCCUUUAUACACGCAGGCAACAGCCAAUACGCGGCUUGUGGGACUAGAAAUCGCCUAUUUCAUCAACUAUUUAAAAGAUAACGUGGGGUUAAAUCCGAAACAUGUUCAUCUGAUAGGACACAGUCUGGGCGCUCACACUGCCGGGUACGCCGGUGAAAGGAUCGAAGGGCUAGGACGAAUCACGGGACUAGAUCCUGCUGAACCAUAUUUCCAAGGAAUGCCUUCACACUCCAGACUGGACCCUUCCGAUGCGCAACUUGUGGAUGUCAUACACACUGACGGGUCCUCCAUAUUUCUGUUGGGGUACGGGAUGAGCGAACCUUGUGGCCACAUUGACUUUUAUCCAAACAACGGUAAGGAACAGCCUGGCUGUGAUCUAACGGAAACUCCAUUACCUCUCACUCUCAUCAAAGAGGGAAUUGAAGAAGCAAGUCGUGUUUUAGUUGCUUGUAAUCACGUAAGAGCCAUAAAACUGUUCAUCGAGUCUAUAAACUCAAAAUGUCCAUACGUCGCACACAAAUGCAACUCGUAUCAAAACUUCUUACAGGGUAAAUGUUUCUCGUGCAAGGAGAAUGAUACAGGAUGUGCCAUAAUGGGCUUAAAUACAGUAAGACCAAACCAUGCACCGGGUUCCAAGUAUUUCAUAACUACUGGGAAAGAUACGCCAUAUUGUAGUAAGUAUAUCCACAAAGAGAAUAUUUGA
Molecule: messenger RNA, 1248 nt
Organism: Macrosiphum euphorbiae (potato aphid)
Lineage: Eukaryota; Metazoa; Arthropoda; Insecta; Hemiptera; Aphididae
Source: the annotation of a GenBank genome assembly